AUGAUUGGUUCUAUGUUAUGGGAUAUACAGCAGUCAAAGGAAGUUUUAACUGUCAUUGUUACUGGUGCAAAGCAUGCUAACAUAUAUAUUUCCAUUGUGAAAGAAUCCCAGCUGAAGCUUAAAUUUACAGGGAAUGAAGACAUUUCCUUUGUCAGUAUUCGCACAAAACAGCAAGGGAAAAAAGAGAGAAUAUACAAUCUGAAGUCUUCAAAGGAUGACGGAGUGUGGGAGCAUGUUGAUUCUGAAGCCAAUGUUAAAGUGGGGGACAUCAUCCACUACCAGAUUGCCAUUAAAAGGAAAAAUGUCCUAAAACAAUUGAAAUGGAAAUCAGUGAGUCUGUUACCUGAGAACGCCAUAGCUCCAGUUAGAAGUCUUCGUAAGGUCACCGUAUUUCGAGACGAUUUUAACACCUUUGAUAGAAGCCACUACAAGAUAGAAAUAACGGCUGCUGGUGGUGGGAAUGGAGAAUUCCAAGUUUACACCCCAGAACAGAGCAACAUAUAUGCUUCACACGGCUUUCUCUACAUUAAACCAACACUCACAGUAGAUCACCCAGCCUUUACGGAAUCUGACUUGUAUAAUGGACAGAUGGAUGUCCCAAAGGUGUGGGGUGCUUGUACAAAAGCAAUACACAAUGGUUGUCACAAAGAAGCUUAUGGUAAUGGACAGGAAAUACUCAACCCCGUCAUGUCCGGUCUAAUUUACACCCAUGCAGCCAUCAAAUAUGGCCGCGUCAAUGUUCGAGUUAGAAUACCCAGAGGCGACUGGUUGUGGCCAACUAUUUGGCUAAUGCCUACAAAUAGUGUGUAUGGAAGCUGGCCUCGAUCUGGAGAAAUUGACGUCAUGGAAGCUAGAGGCAACAGACUUAUGAAUACAGAUACCGGACUUAACCGAGGAAUUCAUCAAAUUGCUUCAACAUUGAAUUGGGGACCCGACCCUCGUCAUAGUGCAGGAAGACUAACUCAUAAAGCCUUUUGCCUGGUUGAUGACCAAGAAAUACUACGUGUAAACACGCCUUCUGAAGGUUUCUGGAAGUUUGGACAUUUUAAUGGAACAAACAUCUGGGGGACUUCUCUGAACGCUCCUUUUGAUCAACCA
This is a messenger RNA of Saccostrea cuccullata (small rock oyster), 1098 nucleotides long. Its product is annotated as beta-1,3-glucan-binding protein-like. The record is from RefSeq and is a predicted model, not a curated record. The transcript is spliced from 11 exons. Gene Ontology annotation, molecular function: hydrolase activity, hydrolyzing O-glycosyl compounds. The annotation marks the transcript as partial. Lineage: Eukaryota; Metazoa; Mollusca; Bivalvia; Ostreida; Ostreidae. Gene Ontology annotation, biological process: carbohydrate metabolic process.